Molecule: messenger RNA, 1021 nt
Organism: Malania oleifera
Lineage: Eukaryota; Viridiplantae; Streptophyta; Magnoliopsida; Santalales; Ximeniaceae
Exons: 6
Coding region: 235-795 (186 amino acids)
Biological process (GO): protein folding; chaperone-mediated protein complex assembly
Cellular component (GO): cytosol; nucleus
Molecular function (GO): protein-folding chaperone binding; Hsp90 protein binding
Source: RefSeq, a predicted model, not a curated record
AUUUUCAAACGGUGCUUGAAAACUGAUAAGGGGAGGAAUGCCAAAAACCAACUACCCGACCCGAAAGAUGUGUAAACUAGGGCAAAUAGAUCCGACUUGAUCCGAGAUGGACCUGCUUAAAACGUCGACCCCUACCCGUUCAAUCAACGCGAAUCAUCAAGACCUAGCUGUUUAACUCUCGAGCUUUCUGAACUUAGGGUUUUAGUCGAAUUCGCCUUCCGUCCCAACACCACCAUGAGUCGGCUCCCUGAGGUGAAGUGGGCUGAGAGGUUGGACAAGGUUUAUAUUACCGUUCAGUUGCCAGAUGCAAAAAAUGCUAAGGCCAAUCUGGAGCCAGAAGGAGUUUUUAAUUUUUCUGCUACUGGUGGAACAGAAGACCACUUUUAUGAACUGAAGUUGGAACUUUUUGAUAAGGUGAAUGUGGAGGAAAGCAAAGUUAAUAUAGGCGUUAGAAGUGUAUUUUGUGUGGUUGAGAAAGCAGAGAAGAAAUGGUGGAAGAAACUAUUGCGUGCAGAUGGCAAGCCACCACAUUACAUAAAAGUUGAUUGGGACAAAUGGGUGGAUGAAGAUGAAGAUAAUGGCGCUGGUGACUUGGAUUUCGGAGGGAUGGAUUUCUCAAAAUUUGGUGGUAUGGAAGGCAUGGGAGAUGAUAUCAUGGGUGAUCCUGAAGAUAGUGACGAUGAAGAUCAAGAAGUGACAAAGCCUGAUGGGCAAGAAGCAGAAAAGAAUGAACCGACAAAAGUAGAUGGACAAGAAGGAUUUGGAGGGAAACCAGAAGCUGCUUCAAGCACAUGAAGAUAAUCGAUACAAGAUUUUAUAGCUACUGCAGAAGGGCUGCAGAAUUUCCCAGAUUGUGAUUUUGCCCUGAUGCUCGCGUUCUCCCAGAAUUGAAGUUAUAUCCUAUUGAAAUGCUUGUUUUAAAACUAGUGUGUUCUGGCUCACGGGAAAAUAUUUUUAUGCCCCCAAGUGGCUGAUGUGGCUUGGUUAAUUUUAUGCAUAUCCAUCUCAAAUUAACCAUGCA